UAUCGCUGCCUUUGAUCUUGUAGAAUUUAAGACUCAAGAUCGCAUUUUAGCGUUAUAGAUCCUCAGCGGGAGGAUAUGAAUUUUAGUUGCACAUACAUAUAUAAAUAAACUCUCUCUCAUUCCCCUGUACGUCCAGAUUAAACAUGCUACGCGCGAGAUCUGUCAUCUGGCAGUCUUGGAAGGGGUUCAAGACCUUCCCGUGUGCAGCUGUGGAGGUGAAGAAUGAGCCCAUUCUGGGGUUCAGAGAGGGCAGUAAAGAGAGAUCAGAACUGGAGAAGGCAUUACAAAAGCUGAAGGGAAAGACAGAAGAGAUUCCGUGUGUGAUCGGAAAUGAAGAAGUCUGGACCAAAGAUAUCAGAUACCAGCUGUCUCCCUUCAACCACUCUCACAAAGUGUCCAAGUUCUGCUAUGCUGAUAAGGAGCUGAUAAAUAAAGCCAUUGAGGCCUCGGUCGCUGCUCGGAGGGAAUGGGAUCUUAAACCCGUUGCGGAUCGAGCCCAGAUCUUCUUCAAAGCUGCUGACAUCAUCAGUGGACCCAAGAGAGCAGAGGUUCUGGCCAAGACCAUGAUCGGACAGGGUAAGACUGUGGUCCAGGCUGAGAUUGACGCUGCUGCAGAACUCAUUGACUUCUUCAGGUUUAAUGCCAAACAUGCGAUAGAGCUGGAGCAGCAGCAGCCGCUGGACAGCGAUGGAAGUACUAACACCAUGCUGUACCGUGGACUGGAGGGAUUUGUAGCCGCUGUUGCACCAUUUAACUUCACAGCGAUUGGUGGAAACCUAGCCGGCACCCCUGCUAUCAUGGGUAACGUGGUGUUGUGGAAACCCAGUGACACGGCCAUGUCUGCCAGCUACACCGUCUAUAAGAUCCUGAGAGAGUCUGGAUUGCCACCCAAUAUCAUCCAGUUCGUCCCAGCCGAUGGUCCAGUGUUUGGAGACACCAUCACGUCCUCCGAGCACCUGGCGGGAGUUAAUUUCACUGGCAGUGUGCCAACUUUCAAACGAUUGUGGAAACAGGUUGCCCAGAAUCUGGAUAUCUACAGGAAUUUCCCUCGUGUCGCUGGAGAAUGUGGUGGCAAGAACUUCCACUUUGUGCACAAGUCCGCAGAUGUUGGUAGCGUGGUGACCGGCACCAUCCGCUCUGCGUUUGAGUACGGAGGACAGAAGUGUUCGGCCUGUUCCAGGAUGUACGUACCAGACUCACUGUGGCCUCAGAUCAAACAGCAACUGCUGGAUGUGCACAAACAGAUCAAAGUGGGAGACCCAGUUGAAGAUUUCAGCACUUUCUUCUCCGCAGUUAUUGAUGACAAGUCCUUCUCCAGGAUCAAGGGAUGGCUGGAACACGCCAAAACCUCUCCACAUCUGAAGAUCAUCGCUGGAGGACACUGUGAUGAUAAGAAAGGAUAUUUCGUGGAACCCACCAUCAUUGAAACCACCGACCCACAGGAGAAAAUCAUGAAUGAGGAGAUCUUCGGGCCUGUCCUGACAGUUUAUGUUUACCCCGAAAACGACUACAAGAAGGUCCUGCACUUAAUAGACAACACUUCUCCGUACGCCCUGACAGGAGCCGUCUUUUCCCAAGAUAAGUCUGUUAUUGAUGAGGCAGGAAAGGCCUUGAGAAACGCUGCUGGAAAUUAUUAUGUCAAUGACAAAUCGACCGGAUCCAUUGUGGCCCAGCAGCCAUUUGGUGGCGCCAGAGCAUCAGGCACUAACGACAAGCCCGGUGGCCCACACUACGUCCUCCGAUGGACGUCACCGCAGGUCGUCAAGCAAACCCACGUGCCCCUUACAGAGUGGAAAUAUCCCUACAUGGGCUAAGAGAUCAUGAAGCAAAUGCUUUCCUCCCCUAAAUCCCUCCAUCAAGACUCAAAGCAAUCAAUCCCCUCCUUAAUUAUCCUGGAAAUGCAGCUGAGAGGCUGUUAAACUGUUAAAACAGAAACCUGCCCUCUGCUGGUGAAGCUUUGAACAUGCAGAUUUCUGUUGCCUCUGGUGUCCGUCCAUCCUUCAGAUAUCACUGGAUCAUUAAUAUGAGGAAUUAAGAGUUCUAACAAUCAAA
This is a messenger RNA of Cyprinus carpio (common carp), 2052 nucleotides long. RefSeq names its product aldehyde dehydrogenase 4 family, member A1 (gene aldh4a1). The record is from RefSeq and is a predicted model, not a curated record. Gene Ontology annotation, molecular function: L-glutamate gamma-semialdehyde dehydrogenase (NAD+) activity. Lineage: Eukaryota; Metazoa; Chordata; Actinopteri; Cypriniformes; Cyprinidae.